UCCACCUGUACUGUCACCUAGUUGUCAGUCGUCAGGUCGGUCGCCGAUCAUUAAUCAUUGAUCGAGCCUUAAAGGUCUCCGUGUACAGAAACGCCUAUUGAAACGCUCAAAAAUGCUGUGAAGUGAGUGUGUCGCGUCCAAACAAUCGCGAAAAUCGACAAAUUGCGAGUGAAAAUCCCCAUAAGGCCUUAACCUGACUUGCUGCAGCGCUUGGACUUUCCAUCGGUUUUCAUACCCAUGGUGGCUUCUUAGCCUUCAGCUAGCGAGUCGCACGUUUAACAGCCAGAAAAUCGUUCAGCCAGGGCUCCACAUAUGGCAGUGAUCGAGUGACACUGCCUGCGCCCCCCGUCAGUAAACGUCAGUUGUUUCGAGCCCCGGGCAAUCAAACGCAUUCAAAAUUACGAGAAAAGAAGGGAAUAUGAACCGAGGUGGCAGUGUGGGAGCCCGGGUUCAAGUGCCCGACGAACUCAGGGAGGUUCUUCUGGAGUUUACCAUCAGCUACCUGUUAGAGCAGCCUGGGGAUGUGGUUUGCUAUGCAUCCGAAUACUUUAAUCGGCUGAGAGAAGCCCGGGCUAGUGCUCAGCUCUAUGAGGGCGCCGGACCCUCAGAAACCCUCUCUCCAGACGAGUCCACCCUGUCCAAGGAAGAAGAGCCUCCAGUCGGACGUUUCCAAAAUCGGCGAAAAUCCGUCUUUGCGGAAACGUACGAUCCAGAGGAGGAUGAGGACGACGAUGGAACUCGCACCAUUUUCCCCAAGUCGGAUGAGCAGCGCCAAUGUUUGUCCGAGGCGGUCCGGAACAUCCUCCUCUUCCGCUCUCUGGAGAAGGAGCAAAUGAAUGAGGUGCUGGAUGCCAUGUUCGAGAGGAAAGUGGCUAAAGAUGAGCUGGUGAUCAAGCAGGGUGACGAUGGUGACAAUUUCUAUGUUAUUCAAAGUGGGAUCUUCCACGCGUACGUCCAAGCGGAUCCAAGACAGGAACCCGCUCAUAUUCACACCUACGACAAUCGAGGCAGCUUUGGAGAGCUGGCGUUGCUCUACAACAUGCCCAGAGCUGCCACUAUUAAGGCCCAUACUGAAGGCUCCUUAUGGGCAAUGGAUCGGCAAACUUUUAGGCGUAUUUUGCUGAAGUCUGCCUUCAAGAAGAGGAAGAUGUACGAGGCUCUCAUUGAGAGCGUGCCAAUGCUAAAGACUUUACAGCCCUACGAGCGGAUGAAUUUGGCUGAUGCGCUGGUGCCACGCACAUUUGGCAAAGGGGAGCGAAUUAUCAAACAGGGUGACGCGGCUGACGGGAUGUAUUUUGUGGAAAAUGGAGAAGUGAUGAUCAGCGUGCUGGACGAUAGUGGCAAAGAGAUCGAAAUCAACCGCAUUGCCAAAGGUGGCUACUUUGGGGAACUGGCCCUGGUCACCCACAGACCUCGCGCCGCCUCUGCCUUUGCUGAUGGCGACGUCAAGCUGGCCUUUUUGGACGUAGAAGCGUUUGAGCGUCUGUUGGGCCCCUGCAUGGAGAUCAUGAAGCGCAACAUCACCGACUACGAGGACCAAAUGCUCAAAAUCUUUGGCUCAAAGCAAAACAUGCGAGAUAUACGAUGAAGGGCGACCGACGCUUGGCAAUCGUAGUAAGGACGCCCGUUGGAGGCGGCCCUCUCGCCCUUAUUCAUUUGUUCGUUUUUCGUUAUCGUUGCGUUGUUGUUUUUGCGGCGACAACAUAUCCCUGAAUGGUUGUGUGUGUUGAUUGGUCGGGAAAAAAAUUGCUCUAAAAACAGUCGAAUGAGCUUCUAAUCGAAAUUCUUGUACAUAACAUGUGGACAUUGUGUCCGAUCAAUCAAAAUUCGGAUUUUAAUAGGGCUCAUUCCACUUCUUCCGCAACGCGAUGGUUUUAAGCUAGUCAAGAUUUUUGUGUAAAUAAUAUCAGCAAAGAUUAGCGCUCCGGAUUGGUCGGAAGGGCUCGACAUAUCAACUAUCCGAAGUGGGAUUUUUCAACACGCCCCUCUGACUAGUUCGGACGUAACUGCGCUUUGUUGAUUGUCUUUUGUAAAAAUCCAUUCUGAGAGGCUCCCGCUGGUCGGACCAAAGUAUUUAUUAUUUAUGAGAGUGCAAGUGAGUGAAUGAAGUGGUUUAUCUUGCGUGCAUACACUUUCUCAUAGGUUAAACUGGGCGCAUUGAGCUGGAUGCUGUUGCUAAAAUUGAUCUAAUGCUUCCAGUACGCGCCCACCCAAUAUAGUAGGCGUAUUUAUUUAUUUGCGUUGUUUUUGGUUGCUCAAGAGUUUUAUUGCUCAGAUCUGUUUUUUUAUGGGAGAAAAUCCCAUUAGUGUUACGAUUUUUCCUUAAGUGUGGAUUUUGCUAGUUAAUCGAAUAAAUGAUUUCGAUAGCGUUGUCAUAUUAUUCGGCAAAACAAGGUGAGAGCUUGCGCGCUUGUCUAGACCUAUAGGGGCUUCAAACAUGAGUGUACAGAGUGGCCCAAUUACCCAAAUUGCUUCUGUUGAUUAGACACCGUAACAAUGCUGGUCGCAAGCAAGAAAAAGAGCCGUCGUAAGAAAAAAAGCAUUCGUAUAGUGAUUGCCAUAGAAAUCGUUUGCUACCAGGAUCGAUCACGCUGGGUCGGGACACUCUGUCAGUCAAGUCAACUAAGUCCUGAGAGCAGCGCACGCUUUGGUUUUUAGCUGGUUAGAAUGCAAAUGACCGUCAAUGUAACAUAGAAUGUUAUUAUCAAAAAAUAAAAUAAAUAGAUAACCGUAAGUGAAUGUUAAUCUCAUAUGUAUACCUACAUUGUAACAUAGUGUCAUUUGGAAUUUAAAUGUGCAAAUUUGACUAUCACUUCCGUGGUCGCUUCAACAUUCUGUUCGGUUUGUAUACAAUACAACAUGGUUUCUCGGCACAAACUAGUUUUUGUAUCUCGAUAUAAAUUAGGGGUUUGCCCUUGUACUACACUCACUGGUCUUAGAGCAUAAGGCUGAAUCUAGAAGGGUAAUUUUUCUAGUUUAGUGAGGAGUCAAGACUAAGGGACACUAUCACAUUAGGAAUUGCUUUAGCUGUUUUUAAUUAUUUAGCUAUCCGUGGUGGUGCAAACGGCUCUGUCCCAAACUGUUGCCGUGGCAACUAGUCAUUGGCAGUAAAUGUGCGUUGAAUUGGACAAGGACUGGUUGCACCACUGGAGAAAACAGAGCCUUUAAUUUAUUGGCUAGAAAUCAACCAAACUGAUUUUUCCUCUUUGUUAUGAGUGUUAACUUAAGGUUGUAGGUCUAGAUAGGUGUAAAUUACUAGUGGCUUCGGUUUUAUGAUAAACGUAUGGACAUUUUCUAAGUGUAUUCGAUGUUAACUAAAAAUAUCUGUCGUCGUCCUGUGUUUUGCACUCACAGGCUUGGUGUUUUUCUCGGUGUCAUUAAGCGUAAGCCAAGAGGGCGGAUUAGAUACGGGCCCUUUCAGGCGCCUCUUGGCUGUGACCUCUCAAAUUUUCCAAAUGUGAUACAAAUCGUCUCUACUUUCCUCAGCGUUUCCCUUGCCUAUCAUAUCAGAUACUGCAACUGUACAACAAAUACAUUUCGAUCUGUACUCAAUUGAGUAAUGCCUCGAGGUUUCUUAGUCAUACCUACGCUUUACCUUAUGACUAAAUUGAUGAGCUUAUAUUAUACAUACAGAGGGUGUAUUAUGUUAUAGGAGAAUCUGUAACCUGAAUAAUAAUUGUAAAUGUUAUUAUUUUAUGGAAAUUAUAAUAAAUUAAUAUAAUUCGGAUGUGUUAA
Molecule: messenger RNA, 3735 nt
Organism: Dendroctonus ponderosae (mountain pine beetle)
Lineage: Eukaryota; Metazoa; Arthropoda; Insecta; Coleoptera; Curculionidae
Gene: Pka-R2
Product: cAMP-dependent protein kinase type II regulatory subunit
Exons: 6
Coding region: 419-1588 (389 amino acids)
Biological process (GO): regulation of protein phosphorylation
Cellular component (GO): cAMP-dependent protein kinase complex
Molecular function (GO): cAMP-dependent protein kinase regulator activity
Source: RefSeq, a predicted model, not a curated record